Messenger RNA from Ceratotherium simum simum (southern white rhinoceros), 3743 nucleotides. The record is from RefSeq and is a predicted model, not a curated record. NCBI's taxonomy places the organism in Eukaryota, Metazoa, Chordata, Mammalia, Perissodactyla, Rhinocerotidae.
GCACGCACGUCAAGGCGGCGCUACCCGGAGCCGAGAGGCUGCGGGCUUGGUCUGCGGCGGCUGCUGAGGCGGCGGCCGGGCCUGCGGCUGGAGUUUCAGGACCACUGAUAGCGCCAAUUGUCUUCCAUACCCGGCAACAAGCCAGCCCUAAAAGGAAAGAAACCUUUAUGGGCUCAUGCUGUGAGAACCUUUAACAGAUGGAAGAAUGGAAUUAAUCUUGAAGGUUGAAGAGAAAUCCAGGUCCGCAGUUGACUGCUACUCUCUGCCACCAUGGGGGAGCUUUUCCGGAGUGAGGAGAUGACGCUGGCCCAGCUUUUUCUACAGUCAGAAGCUGCUUAUUGUUGCGUCAGUGAAUUAGGAGAACUCGGAAAGGUUCAGUUUCGUGAUUUAAAUCCAGAUGUGAAUGUUUUCCAGCGGAAAUUUGUGAAUGAAGUUAGAAGAUGUGAAGAAAUGGAUCGAAAGCUUCGAUUUGUUGAGAAAGAGAUAAGAAAAGCUAAUAUUCCAAUUAUGGACACUGGCGAAAACCCAGAGGUGCCCUUCCCUCGGGACAUGAUUGACUUAGAGGCCAAUUUUGAGAAGAUUGAAAAUGAACUGAAGGAAAUCAACACAAACCAGGAAGCUUUGAAGAGAAACUUCCUGGAACUGACCGAAUUAAAAUUUAUACUUCGCAAAACUCAACAGUUUUUCGAUGAGGCUGAAUUGCAUCAUCAGCAGAUGGCGGAUCCAGACCUGUUGGAAGAGUCCUCAUCCCUCUUGGAGCCAAGUGAGAUGGGAAGAGGCACACCUUUAAGACUUGGCUUCGUGGCUGGUGUGAUUAACCGGGAGCGCAUCCCUACCUUUGAGCGCAUGCUUUGGCGGGUGUGCCGUGGGAAUGUGUUCCUGCGACAGGCUGAAAUCGAGAACCCCCUGGAGGAUCCUGUGACUGGCGACUACGUGCACAAAUCUGUGUUCAUCAUUUUCUUCCAAGGCGAUCAGCUGAAAAACAGAGUCAAGAAAAUCUGUGAAGGGUUCCGGGCUUCACUUUAUCCCUGUCCUGAGACACCACAAGAGAGGAAGGAAAUGGCUUCUGGAGUUAAUACCAGGAUCGAUGAUCUCCAAAUGGUUCUGAAUCAAACAGAGGAUCACCGCCAGAGAGUUCUGCAGGCAGCUGCUAAGAACAUCCGUGUCUGGUUCAUCAAAGUGCGGAAGAUGAAGGCCAUCUACCACACUCUGAACCUGUGCAACAUAGACGUGACCCAGAAGUGUCUGAUUGCAGAGGUCUGGUGCCCGGUCACCGAUCUCGACUCCAUCCAGUUUGCACUUAGAAGGGGCACGGAACACAGUGGUUCCACCGUGCCCUCCAUUUUGAACAGGAUGCAGACAAACCAGACUCCCCCGACCUAUAACAAAACAAACAAGUUCACAUAUGGCUUUCAGAACAUAGUGGAUGCUUAUGGAAUUGGAACUUACCGAGAGAUAAAUCCAGCUCCGUACACCAUCAUCACUUUCCCUUUCCUAUUUGCUGUGAUGUUUGGGGACUUUGGCCAUGGCAUUUUGAUGACCCUUUUUGCUGUAUGGAUGGUGUUAAGGGAGAGCCGGAUCCUCUCCCAGAAGAAUGAGAAUGAGAUGUUUAGCACUGUGUUCAGCGGCCGAUACAUUAUUCUGUUGAUGGGUGUGUUCUCCAUCUACACUGGCCUCAUCUACAAUGAUUGCUUUUCCAAGUCUCUGAAUGUCUUCGGGUCAUCCUGGAGCGUACGGCCGAUGUUCACUAUAUAUAAUUGGACGGAGGAGACACUUCGGGGGAACCCUGUUCUCCAGCUGAACCCAGCUGUCCCUGGAGUUUUUGGUGGACCGUAUCCUUUCGGCAUCGAUCCAAUUUGGAACAUUGCUACCAAUAAACUGACCUUCCUCAACUCCUUUAAGAUGAAGAUGUCCGUUAUCCUAGGUAUCAUCCACAUGAUGUUUGGAGUCAGCCUGAGCCUCUUCAACCAUACCUAUUUCAAGAAGCCUCUGAAUAUCUACUUUGGAUUUAUUCCUGAAAUAAUCUUCAUGACCUGUUUGUUUGGCUACUUGGUUAUCCUUAUUUUUUACAAGUGGACAGCCUAUGACGCUCAUACAUCUAAGCAAGCACCAAGCCUUCUGAUCCAUUUCAUAAACAUGUUUCUCUUUUCCUACUCAGACUCUGGUAACUCAAUGCUGUAUUCUGGACAGAAAGGAAUUCAGUGUUUCUUGGUAGUGGUUGCACUACUGUGUGUACCUUGGAUGCUACUGAUUAAACCACUGGUCCUUCGCCAUCAAUAUUUGAGGAGGAAGCAUUUGGGAACUCUGAACUUUGGUGGGAUCAGGGUGGGCAACGGACCGACAGAGGAGGAUGCUGAGAUUAUUCAGCAUGACCAGCUCUCCACCCAUUCAGAGGACGCGGAAGAGCCUACCGAGGACGAAGUGUUUGACUUUGGGGACACCAUGGUCCACCAGGCCAUCCACACCAUCGAGUACUGCCUGGGCUGCAUCUCCAACACUGCCUCCUACCUGCGGCUCUGGGCCCUCAGCCUCGCUCAUGCACAGCUGUCUGAGGUGCUCUGGACCAUGGUGAUCCACAUCGGCCUAAAUGUGAAGAGCUUGGCAGGAGGUUUGGCGCUGUUCUUCAUCUUCGCCGCCUUUGCCACCCUGACCGUGGCCAUCCUUCUGAUCAUGGAGGGCCUCUCGGCCUUCCUCCACGCACUGCGGUUACACUGGGUCGAGUUCCAGAAUAAAUUCUACAGUGGGACUGGUUUCAAGUUUCUCCCCUUCUCCUUCGAGCACAUUCGGGAAGGGAAGUUUGACGAGUGAGCCCUCGAGGGCCUGUGUGCCCCGCUGCCCUGCCCGCUCCCUCCACAGCGAUUAGCUGUGCUCCUCUUGCCUGUUGGUUGUGAUCCCUGGGUAUUGGGGCAUUUGUGUCAUCCCUGCCACCCCUCCCCCAGCCGCCUGUGAGUCAUUUAGAUAGAUCCGGCCUCCCUGGGUCCCCCAGACCUCCAGCUGUGUGUGUAGUAUGGUGAUUUUCUGGAGAGAAGCUGGGCUCUGGCUGUCACUUACACCACCUGGGCACCAGCCUUGCCUUCCCAGCCUCGGUCCAGCCAAAGACAGCCCCUUCUCUGCCCCCUGGUGGUGAACCAGUUUGUGCAUUUACACAUGAGCCCAAAGGCCAUGGAAGGAGCGCCUUUGCCAUCCACACCCAGACUUUGAGCCCCUGUUCCUGCCACUCUAGUCACUGUUUGGGGGUGGGGUGCUCUUUAACACACCCUACUCUUGGGUUAAGAGGGGUGGGUCCAGGAAGGUGGUACUUUUGUCCUCUGCCCACCCCCCUCCGGUGUUCAGAGCACUUGUUAAUCAGGAAUUCAGCUGGACCCAGUUGUGCCAUUGUGCAUGGCUUCUCCCUGUCACCCCUAAGGGUCCCAGGGUACCCAACACCACCUUCCUAACCCCCACCCUCCUUUACACCCUCUCCUCCUCCCUCCCAGAAUCCUCUUCCUUCCCUCUCCCCCGUUUGCACCCAACAUAACAUAGCACAGCUGGGAGUGACCCAAAACAGAGGUCCUAGCUGUUUCCUCUGGUUGGGCUUCUCAGGCCAUGCAUGGGCCCUGCUACAAGCACGCCCUCGGACCAGGGGGUUCACAGUGAUGCUCUUUGCUGGUGCAGACCCUGAGCCCUUUCCCCACCCCAAUCAUGAGUCUUGAGUACAGGACUAUAGUCAUCAAGGGGGUCCUGCCUGCAGGCCUGCCUUGCCC